Molecule: messenger RNA, 783 nt
Organism: Phyllotreta striolata
Lineage: Eukaryota; Metazoa; Arthropoda; Insecta; Coleoptera; Chrysomelidae
Source: the annotation of a GenBank genome assembly
AUGGAAACCGGAAUUAUUAUCCAGGCUUUUCUCUUAUUCGCUUUGACGAAUUUCGCUCACUCUGCGGAGAUUACCGGUGGAAAUAACACAGUGAAAAUUCCGGAAUACAUAAUUCCCUGUCCGAGAUCGCACGAGAACAUCAACAAAUGCCUGGCGAACACCUUCAACCAUCUGCGUCCCUAUUUGAAGACCGGAAUCGAGGAAAUCGACGUGCCCAGCAUCGAUCCGUUAGUAAUCGAUAACAUGGUAAUGGAAAACGGACGGGGCCCCAUCAAAAUCAAAGCGCUGUUUUUCAAUAUCACCGCCGACGGCGCCAGCGAUUACACCGUUACGGGAAUAAACGCCGAUUUGAGCAAGUACGUGAUCGAAUUGAAGCUGCACCUGCCCAAAGUCGAAGCCACCGGGAAAUACGAUGUCGAUGGGAACGUGCUGUUGUUUCCCAUCAAAUCGAAGGGCGACUUUUGGGCCGUGUUCAACGAUGUAAAUGGCGCCGGUAGGAUCUACGGCAAGGAGUUCUCCGACGAAAAGGGCGUUAAAUUCAUGGCUGUGGAGAAGAUAUUGGUGGAUUUUCGAUUGAAAAAAACGCGGUUCAGGCUCAAGGAUGUUUUCAACGACGGGAAUUUAAUCGGGGAGGCUAUGAAUCAGUUUUUGAAUCGACAUUCCGAUGAAAUCGUGAAAGAAAUGCGACCUGCCGCAAACGCAGCGCUGGCUAAAUAUUUCAAAGUUUUCCUCAAUAAGGCCUUCGUUAAACUGCCUAUGGAAGUGUGGCUGCCGGACUCCUAA